Molecule: messenger RNA, 1236 nt
Organism: Dichomitus squalens LYAD-421 SS1
Lineage: Eukaryota; Fungi; Basidiomycota; Agaricomycetes; Polyporales; Polyporaceae
Product: MFS general substrate transporter
Exons: 11
Coding region: 1-1236 (411 amino acids)
Biological process (GO): transmembrane transport
Cellular component (GO): fungal-type vacuole membrane
Molecular function (GO): transmembrane transporter activity
Source: RefSeq, a predicted model, not a curated record
AUGGAAAAUCAGGGCGAGACUCCGGGAUAUUCCAUUGACACAGCAGUGACUGAGCCAAUUCCACACGCCCAUCCUGAUGGAGGCCUACAAGCGUGGCUAGUCUGUGCAGGCGGUCUGGUGGGCACGUGCGCCACGUUUGGUCUUGUCAACGCUUGGGGUGUAUUCCAAGCAUUCUAUACAGAAGAUAUCCUCUUGGGUACUUCGCCAUCUACAAUCGCAUGGAUUGGUUCCGUACAGUAUGCCCUAGUGUUCCUGCCUGGCCUGAUUAUGGGCCGCGUAUUCGACUUGGGGUACACGAAGAUGCCUCUCAUCAUUGCUAGCGCUCUCCUUGUGGCAGCGACAUUUCUCACCGCACAGUGUAAGGAGUACUGGCAAUUUCUGUUGUGCCAAGGAAUUGCGACAGGGCUUGCUUGCGGGUGCAUCUUUGGAAUCGUCAUAGGGACACCUAGUCACUGGUUCAAGCGUAGGUUGGGACUUGCUUUAAGCAUGACCGCCGUAGGCUCCAGUGUCGGAGGAACCGUCUAUCCUAUCAUGGUGAAGAACCUUAUGUCGGAGGUUGGUUUCCAAUGGACGAUGCGCAUCCUCGGCUUCUUGGAGCUGGUGUUGUGCAUCUUCACCAGACAGACUAUUGAACGGCGGCUUCCACCAAGGGUCUCCGCGGGUCCCCUCGUCAAUCUCGCUGUACUCAAGUCGCUGUCGUUCACUCUGUAUUGCGUUUCAAGUUUUACCUUAUUCCUGGGGCUCUAUACAGUGUUGACUUACAUAGACGUGAGUGCGGUAGGGGCUGGCGUCCCUGACAGCCUUGCAUUCUACCUCGUGGCUAUUGCGAAUGCAUGUUCCGCCGUUGGUCGAAUCACAGGCGGUAUUCUGUCGGAUCGUGCAGGUCCGCUCAAUAUCAUGAUACCAUUUUUGGUUCUUGCAGGCAUCAUGACAUAUAUCUGGCCAUUCGUGACGACCACCGGAGGUUACAUUGCUAUCGCUGUUGUCUACGGGUUUGCUUCGUCUGGGGUAUUCGUUGGCAUCAUGACAUCUCCGGCUGUCCGAAUGGGAGACAUGCAUGAUGUCGGGUCCAGAGUAGGUAUCUCUAUGACCAUCACUGCACUAGGCGCAGUGGCUGGGCCUCCCAUUUCUGGGGCUCUCAAUGCCGCUGGAGGAACGUUCAAGUACACCGGUAUUUUUGCAGGUGCGUCGCAGCGUGGAAAUCCUAAACUUCAUUUUGUUGACGUUAUCCGUUAG